CACCCACAUGGGUCGCAGAGCCGCCAUAUUGUAAAAUUCGGGAGUGUGAAUCUCGAUCUGGCCAUAAAUAUUUCCGCCUAGCCACCGGAUAAUUUCGAUUCCGUCGAACAACGUAGGCUCACAAGAUGCCUACUUAUUUUCAGAGACCUGAGAAUGCUCUGAAAAGAGCAAAUGAGUUCAUCGAUGUCGGCAAGAAGCAGCCGGCCUUGGACGCCCUCUACGAUGUCAUCAAGAGCAAGCGACAUCGAACCUGGCAGAAAAUCCAUGAGCCCAUCAUGGAGAAGUACCUGGAGCUCUGCGUCGACCUCCGCAAGAGCCACAUUGCCAAGGAGGGCCUCUACCAGUACAAGAUCAUCUGUCAACAGGUGAAUGUGAAGUCCUUGGAAGAUGUGGUGAGGAAAUACUUGAAGCUCGCUGGAGACCAGACAGAGGACGCUAGGAAGGCCUCCGAGGCAGUGGUUGGUCAUGUCGAUGUCGAUGAUCUCGAUAAUCUCACCACCCCAGAAAGCCUUCUCCUGAGUGCGGUCAGUGGAGAGGACGCUCAGGCCAGGAGUGACCGCGUGGUCCUGAUACCAUGGGUCAAGUUCCUCUGGGAGUCCUACAGACAGUGUCUGGACCUGCUCAGGAACAACAACAGACUGGAGAAGCUCUACCAGGAUGUGGCCCAGGAUGCUUUCAGAUUUUGCCAGAAGUACCAGAGGAAGACUGAGUUCCGGAAGUUAUGUGAUAAUUUGCGUAACCAUCUGAACCUGAUCGAGAAGCACCAGAACCAGUCGACAUCCAUCAACCUGAACAAUGCCGAGAGUCAGCAGCUUCAUCUGGAUACCCGUCUCUUCCAGCUUGAUACAGCCAUCAGUAUGGAGCUGUGGCAGGAAGCCUACAAAGCAGUGGAGGACAUCCACAACCUGAUGGGACGUUCCAAGAAGUCUCCCAAGCCCCAGAUGAUGGCCAACUACUACCACAAGCUUGGUCUGGUCUUCUGGAAGUCUGGUAACGGUCUGUUCCAUGCCUGCGCCCUGCACCGUCUGCUCCAGCUCUCCAGGGAGCACAGGAAGAACCUCACCACUGAGGAAGUCCAGAAGAUGGCUUCCCGCGUGCUGCUUGCCACCCUCGCCGUCCCUAUCUCGCCUCCCCGCAAUGACAUCGGGGACAUGCUGGAUAUGGGUAACACUGCUGCAGAGAAUCAGCGCAAGCUUGCCAACCUUCUGGGCCUGCAGUCCUCCCCAAACCGUCGCCAGCUCAUCAAAGAACUGAUCAAGUACAACGUGGUUCCCCACGUGAUCCCUCAGCUCCAUGACCUCUUCAAGUGGCUGGAGGUGGAGUUUCAUCCCCUGCACCUGUCUGAUAGGGUCUCUGGUAUCCUGGACUUCCUCAGGGAUAGCAAGGAGACCGAGAUGGCUCAGUAUGUACCUGCUCUCCAGGACAAUGCCAUCAUGAGACUCCUCAAGCAGGUGUCUGAAGUGUAUGAGACGAUCGAGAUGUCUCGCAUCUAUUCCCUGGUGGAGUUCUCCUCCCACUUUCACCUGGAGAGGAUGGUUGUUGAUGCUGCAAGGAACGGAGUUGUCCAGGUUCGUGUGGACCAUGCCAAGCAGUGCCUGGUCUUUGGUUCGGACCUGUCCUCGUCCCAGUACGAGCUCCAGGAGCCUGAGGGCCCUCACAUCCAGGACAUGCCCUCGCAGCAGAUCCGUCACCAGCUCACCCAGAUGUCCAGCGCCCUGGUCAAGGCCAUGCGUCUCAUCGACCAUGAGAAGAUUGAGGAGGAUCAGGUGACCCGUAAGCACCAGGUCAUCCAGAACUACCAGCGUACCGCCCGCAAGGACCAUGAAGCCAUCCUGAUCAGGAGGCAGAUCAUUGAGGAUAGAAAGGAGAGAUUAGAGAACCUUACUGUCCAGAGGGAGCGUGCCGAGCAGGACAUCAUCGAGGAGCAGCAGCGAGCCCAGCGCAACGCCGAGCAGCAGCGUCUGGAGCGGGAGGCGACCGAGCGGGCUCGUCGUAAGCAGCAGGAGGACAUGGAGGAGAUGAAAAGGAAGCAUGCCAAGGAACGCAUCAAUGCCAUCAAGUCCUCCAGCAUCGCAUCUAGGGUCUUCUCCAUGUACGAGAUGGAGGAAUUGGAGAAGCUUGAUGCUGAUCAGAUCAUGCAGAGGCAUGUAGAGCAGCUCGAAGCUGAAAAGAAGGAACUGCAGACCAAGCUCAAGUCUCAGGAGAAGAAGGUUGAUUACCUUGCCCGAGCCAAGCGUAUUGAAGAGAUCCCACUUCUUGAGGAGGUCGCUUCGGAUCUGACCGUGAAAGAUCGUGAGCUGUGGGACCAACUUGAAGAGGAAAGGGUCAAGCAGCUGCAGAAGGAGCGUGAGCAGGCCUUGGUCACCAAGCAUCGUUUACUACGCGUCAAUGACGAACGAGAGAGCUUCCUUGACAUGCUCAGGCAGACUCGACUCAACCUUUAUCAGGAGAAGCUGGCUGCCUUCCAGGAGAAAGUGAAGGAGGAGCGAGCCAAACGCCUGCUGGAGCGCAAGGUCAAACGGAAGGAGGACCGUCGAACCAAGUGGUUGAAGGAGAAGGCCGAGGAGGAGCAGCAACGCAAGGAUGAGGAAGCAAAGAGAGUUCGUGAGCUGGAACAGCAGCAGGCUGAAGCUGAAUACCAGGAGCACCUUAAGAAACUCCAGGAGCAGGAGGAAAUGAAAAUAGCAAGAUUAAGGGAAAUUGAAGAGAAGCGCAUGAAAGAUACCAGACCUUCAGAGCCUGAAAGGACUUGGCGUGAUGAUAAGCCGAAAGAGAUAUGGCGACCGGUCACUAAGGAAGGAGGCUGGAGGGAACGCGAGAGACAGCGUGAAGAAAGUCGCAGGGAGAGAUCUAAUCAGGAACCACAAGAGGAAGAGAGGGAAGCUCCUCCCACCCAGGAGCAGCCUGAUUCUGAAGAGCGAGUUCAACAACAAGAAGCAGCACCACCAGCACCUGCUCCAGAGAGGGAGGAGAGGAGAAUUAAGAGUCGCUUCGUGAGCCGGGACAUCCGCUACGAGGAAGGCGGAGAGUUUCACCCAGCGACGAAAGAGCGAGAGGAGAGGCGUGCCAGGGAGGCAGCAGAGGAAGCUACACGUGCUCAACCCUCGAGGGAUGAGGGGGAGACUUCAAGGCCUGCCGCCCGAGACACCCGCGUCGAUGCACCUGACAUCGUCCGUGACAGUGAAAGAAGAGAUGACUCCAGUAGGAGCGAUAAUCGCAGUGCUUGGAGAAAGUCGGAAGGACCACCCAGAGAGAUUGAAGGUCGCCCACCUCGCGAUUUGGGUCGCCGUGACGAGGGUCCAAGGUCGUUCGGUCGUGAUGAGCGGCCACGGGGAGGUUACGGCGGCGGCAGACGGGAUGAUGGUCCACAACCAAGAGAUCUUGGUCCAAGAGAUAGCGGUCGUAGGGAGGAGCGCUAUGGUGGACAAGAUGGCGACGACCGGAGUUGGAGAGGUGGUGGUGGCCAACAAAGAGGUGAUGACUCCCAGCAGAGUGCCAGACGCUUAGAGAGGCCUCGCAGGGAUGACGAUGGAGGAGGAGGAGGAGGAGGAGGAUGGAGAAGUGGCCGUGGUGGCGAUCGUGGUGGAGAUCGUGGCGGGUACGGCGGUGACCGAGGUGGAGAUCGUGGUGGAGAUCGUGGAGGCUAUGGUGGUGAUCGUGGCGGUGACCGCUAUAGCGACCGUGGGGGCGACCGGUUCGGUGGCGACCGCCGUGGCGAUCGCGGUGGUGACCGCGGUGGCGGUGCAUGGCGCAACGAUGACCGUGGCUCAAGGCCUGAGCCCCGAGGGGAACCCAGAGGACCAAGGGAAAUGCAACGUCCGGUGAGGAAUGAGGGUGGAUCAUCAAGGGUAGAAGAGCCAACCUGGCGGGGUCAGGGUGGAGAGAAGGGUGGGGAAAGAGGCGGUAAUCAACAACGAGAUGAACCCAAGAGAGAAGAUGAUGGAUGGACCACUGUCAGCAAGCGUUAGAUAGUUAAAUUUAUGAAAACCCCAAGUUCUAACUUGUUAUUUGGUAGUUAUUUGGUAAUAAAGGCCUGCAUUUCUUGUUCACCAUCAUUUGGAUCAAAUUGAUGCUUUUCUUUUCCUUGCAUGCAUGACAGUAUUGUCAUCACAAUGGCAGUAGCUCUAACAAAUUUGACCAUUUUUCUUUUGAAAGACAAGUUGGUGUGAAGCACACGUCAUUCCUCUAAUACAUACGUUUGCAUGAGACUUGCAAAUAUUGGUUAAAAUAAGGUUUUGUGUUUAAUUCUUUUAGUUUAUUAAGACUAACUAUACCAUUUAUUUGAGAGGAGAUAACUAAAAAGAGAAGAUUUUAUUUUAACUUACUAUUGUACCACACGAAUGGCCACCUAGGGUGCUUGAUAUGGAAAAGUGGAAAUUUACUCCUACUUAUUUAAACUUCUUACAUGAAACUUUUAACUAUAUCAUGUAAUAUUAUUAUAGAGUAUGGUAACAUUCAAAUGAAAUGCAACUAUUGAAGCAUCGUCUUGAUAGAAUUUCCUGUGAGAGUUCCCAAAUACUUUACAUUCUGUGUUUAGCAUGUCUGUUUCCUUUAGAGGCAUUAUUGCCAUUAGUAUUAUGUAUGUUUGAAUUUGGAAUAGUAAACAUAAGAUACACUUUGUUGUACAGCAAAGUACAUGUACAAAUUUGUGUUGAAAAAUCAAUGAAGAUAAUGAGAUGUCUCCCUCUAGGGGCGUUUUUGUUUGAUCCUCCCCUUUAUUUGGGUGGGGAUGGGUAAGAGCUUUGAUUGCAUCGUUAGAAAUCCUCAUCUUUUUCUCAUGGGAAUUGAAAAUCAUGGGAUUAAAAAGAAUCGUUACUCAUUUGAAUGAAAAUGAUCAAUUGUUGAAAACAUAGAAUAGUAGAACUGAGAAGCUGUGUCUAACACUAUUAUUCAUAUCCAUAUUCUAUUCCCCAAUUAAUGUUCUUGCAUUCUUAUUUCAGAGAAUUAUUUUAUCUAAAAUUUGUGAAUUAACAUUUCUGCAUACUAUCCACCUUAGUUUCUUUGGAAUGAAAAAAAAAAAGAAGAUGAAAUAAAUAAAGGAUUGUAAUCAAAUGA
Strongylocentrotus purpuratus (purple sea urchin) is the source of this 5055-nucleotide messenger RNA. Its product is annotated as eukaryotic translation initiation factor 3 subunit A. The transcript has 20 exons. Gene Ontology annotation, biological process: formation of cytoplasmic translation initiation complex; translation reinitiation. Gene Ontology annotation, molecular function: mRNA binding; translation initiation factor activity. The record is from RefSeq and is a predicted model, not a curated record. Lineage: Eukaryota; Metazoa; Echinodermata; Echinoidea; Camarodonta; Strongylocentrotidae. Bases 126 to 3968 code for a protein of 1280 amino acids. Gene Ontology annotation, cellular component: eukaryotic translation initiation factor 3 complex, eIF3e; multi-eIF complex; eukaryotic translation initiation factor 3 complex, eIF3m.